This is a messenger RNA of Calypte anna (Anna's hummingbird), 4704 nucleotides long. It is a transcript of the gene RPRD2, whose product is annotated as regulation of nuclear pre-mRNA domain containing 2. Gene Ontology annotation, biological process: mRNA 3'-end processing. The record is from RefSeq and is a predicted model, not a curated record. NCBI's taxonomy places the organism in Eukaryota, Metazoa, Chordata, Aves, Apodiformes, Trochilidae. Gene Ontology annotation, cellular component: RNA polymerase II, holoenzyme. Gene Ontology annotation, molecular function: RNA polymerase II C-terminal domain binding.
CCGCCGCCGCUGCUCCUCUCUCCCGGGGGUGGUUGAAGAGAGGGAGGCGGGGAAGGGGGGGGGGGACGGGACACGGGACUCAGCGCUUAGGGAACCGCGGAGGCCUUGACGCUGAGCGUCCGCUGCGCUGCCCGCCCGCUUCUCCUCCUCGGCCCCGGCGUAACGCGCCGUCGCAUUCCCCGCCCCAUCGCGGCGGGGUCCGCCGCCGCCUCCUCCUUCUCCUCCUCCUCCUGCUGAGGCGCCGCCGCUGUUGUUGUUGCUGCUUUUGCUUCCCGGGCCGAGAGCGGAGCCGGGAGCAGGGCGGGAAGAUGGCGGCGGGCGGCGGAGGCGGCGGUCGGGCCUCCUCCUCCUCCUCGGCCGUCGCCUCCUCCUCCUCCUCCUCUUCCUCGGCCGGCGCGCUGGAGGCCUCGCUCGAUCGGAAGCUGCAGGCGGUGACCAACACGAUGGAGUCCAUCCAGGGCCUCUCCUCGUGGUGCCUGGAGAACAAGCGGCACCACAGCACCAUCGUUUACCACUGGAUGAAGUGGCUCCGGCGCUCUGCUUUUCCUCACCGGCUGAACCUUUUCUACUUGGCCAACGAUGUCAUCCAGAACUGCAAACGCAAGAACGCCAUCGUUUUCCGCGACGCCUUCGCCGAGGUGCUGCCCGAGGCUGCUUCCCUGGUCAAGGAUCCCUCUGUUUCCAAAUCUAUCGAAAGAAUCUUCAAAAUCUGGGAGGACAGAAAUGUCUACCCUGAGGAAACCAUCCUGGCCCUCAAAGAAGCUCUGACCUCCACCAACCCAAAAGCUGCUUUGAAGUCCAAGAUUGUGGCUGAAUUCAGACCCCAAUCUCUCAUCGACGAGUUGCUCUUAUACAAACGUUCAGAAGAUCAGAUUGAGCUGAAAGAGAAGCAGCUUUCCACCAUGAGAGUGGAUGUGUGCAGCACUGAAACCCUGAAGUGUUUAAAAGACAAAACAGGAGGAAAGAAGUUCUCCAAAGAAUUUGAAGAAGCCAGUUCCAAGCUGGAAGAGUUUGUCAAUGGCUUGGACAAGCAAGUGAAGAAUGGGCCCUCGCUGACUGAGGCCCUGGAGAACGCCGGGAUCUUCUACGAAGCUCAGUACAAGGAGGUCAAGGUGGUGGCAAAUGCUUAUAAAACGUUUGCCAAUCGAGUGAGCAACCUCAAGAAGAAGCUGGACCAGUUGAAAGCCACGCUUCCUGAUCCAGAGGAGUCUCCUGUCCCUUCUCCCAGCAUGGAUGCCCCUUCCCCGACUGGCUCCGAGUCCCCUUUCCAGGGCAUGGGGGAGGAAGACAAUUCCCACUCUCCAGUGGCAGGAAGCCGGAAGAUGAUCUCUCCAGAACCUGUGACAGAUAACCGGGACGUGGAGGACAUGGAGCUCUCUGAUGUGGAGGAUGAUUCCUCCAAAAUCAUCGUGGAAGAACGGAAGGAGAAGCAGGCAGCCCCAGUCCCAGCUCCACCACCCACCAAGAGUGAAAAUGUCCCCAAAGUGGCACCAUCCACAGCCACCACUUCGGUGACGGUGACAACGCCGCCGGCCCCGGCUCCUCCCAAGGUGGCGGUGAGCGCAGCACCUGCCCCGCCAACCCCGGCCUUGGCCUUGCCCAACUUGGCCAACGUGGACCUGGCCAAGAUCAGCUCCAUUCUGAGCAGUUUAACCUCAGUCAUGAAGAACACAGGUGUCAGCCCUGCCUCCAGACCUUCUCCCGGGACCCCAACGAGCCCAACAGCUCUAAGCAGUGGCCUGAAGACUCCUGGCCUGGGGACUCCAGCUGCUCCUUCCAACCCUUUAGCAAAUAUUCUCUCCAAAGUGGAAAUAACUCCUGAAAGCAUUUUAUCUGCUCUCUCCAAAACCCAGACUCAGACAGCACCAGCUCUGCAAGGUUUGUCAUCCCUCCUCCAGAGCGUGGCUGGAAACACCGUGCAGUCCAGUGAAACAGCCUCACAGAGCAUGUCAGCCUCCCCAGCCAACACCACAGUUCCUGGUGGGAAGGGGAGGAACCUCCCUGCCAACUCUCAGCCUUUCGUAGCCAAAACUUUUGGGUUUUCUCCAAACUCUUCGACCGCUGAGGUUUCCUCGACUUCAGUCAACAAAGCUCCCGUUGGCCACGCCCCAGGCCUCUCCAGCUCCACUUUUAAGCCCCCAAGCAAUUCCUUGGGAUUUCCCACUUCCCAUCCUCCCAGCCCUUCUUCCCUUUUGCCAGCAGAAACCUCCCUGGCUCAACCCACGGAAAUUUCCAAACCCAAGUUGGAGGCGGAACCUCCGUCUCCCAGCUUGGAGAUGAAGAUCCACAAUUUCCUGAAGGGCAACCCGGGCUUCAGCGGCCUCAACUUGAAUAUUCCCAUCCUCAGCAGCUUGGGAUCCACCAUGGCCACGGAGAGCCACGCUCCCGACUUCCAGCGUGGUCCCACCAGCACUUCCAUGGACAAUGUGGACGGGACGCCGGUGCGCGACGAGCGGAGCGGGACCCCCACCCAGGACGAGAUGAUGGACAAACCCACCUCCAGCAAUGUUGACACCAUCUCCUUGCUCUCCAAAAUUAUGAGCCCGGGUUCUUCUACUCCCAGCAGCACCAGGUCACCUCUUCAGAGCCGGGAUGAUGGUUAUUCCCAGGAACUUCCCAAUUCCGUGCACACCUACCGAGCCUUCGGCCUGGGCAGAGACUCUCCGUCCGGUCGGUACAAACCACCUGCAGACACCAUGGAGAUCCCUUCCUCCUUGAUGGACUCCUCCCAGGAGAAGUUUUACCCCGACACUUCUUUCCAAGAAGAUGAAGAUUACCGGGACUUCGAUUACUCGGGGCCGCCGCCGUCGGCCAUGCUCAACCUGGAGAAGAAACCCACCAAGUCGAUCCUCAAAUCGAGCAAACUCUCGGAAGCCGCCGACUACCAACCGGUCCUGUCCAGCUACGGGCAAAGAGCUCAAGAAUUCGGUGUCAAAUCUUCCUUCCCUCAAUCCAUGAGGUCCAUCCUGGAGCAGAGUGAGAGCUGCGACCCCCUGGCCUCCUCCCCGGGGCUCUACGGGAGCUACGGCCUCCGCGGGAAGGAUUCCACGGCCGAUGGUUCUCCUUCGCCCGGCAAGAACGAGGUGUUUUUCACCCCGGAUUCCAACCACAACAAUUUGGCCAAAGCCGUGGUGCACUCCGGCCUCUCGCAGAAGCAAUAUCCGGAUUCUCCUCACUCCCUUCCCCACCGUUCCCUUUUUAAUUCUCCAAACCCCCUCUCCAGCCCCGCCGCUCGAGCGGCGGCAGAAAAACCUUUGGGUUCUUCCAUUUCCGCCACGUCCACCAUGGAGUUUAAGAACAUGCUGAAAAACGCCUCUCGGAAACCCUCCGAGGAGAAACAUUUUGGGCAGAUUUCCAAAACCAGCUCCGGCGAGGGGGGGAAUUUAUUGGGUGCUGCCAAAGGAGACCCUCAGCCUCAGGAGGAGCACUACCACCGCAUUGAGACCAGGGUCUCCUCCUCUUGCUUGGACUUACCCGACAGCACCGAGGAAAAAGGGGCUCCCAUCGAGACCUUGGGUUACCACAACGCUUCUUCCUCCUCCUCCUCCUCCUCCUCCUCCUCCAGCAGGGGUGGGGGGAUGUCGGGAGAACCCAUCCAGACGGUGGAGUCCAUCCGAGUCUUGGGCAAAGGCAACCGCGGCCACGGGCGCGACGCCAACCGCGCCUCGGGUUGGUUCGAGAUGGGCGGCGGCGGCGGCACCUUCGAUAACGGCCCCACGGGCACCUCGGAGCUGCCGGGCAUGGGGGGCUUCCCCCCACCCCCUUACAAGGAGCGUCGUCCCCCCCCCUUCCCGGAGAGCGUCAACAACUUCCGAACCAACAGUUUCAACCCCGCUUUCGAGCACCGCAUCCCCCCGCCUCCGCCGCCCCCUCCUCUCGCCCCUCCUCCCCUGGAGCACGGGACUCCAUUUCCCCGGGGGGACCCGGUGGGACCCCCGCCCACCGGACCCCCGCCCACUGCCAAGGACCACGGCGGCCUCUUCCCCAGGGACCACCCGGUCCCUCCCCGCAUGCCGGGGGUGGAGCACACCAACCCCUUCUCCAAGGACCCCUCCGCCGCUCCCCUCGCCCUGCCCCACGGCGUCCCCCCGCCUCCCUCCAUCGAGCACCCGGGGGUCCCUUUCCCCACCCCCCCGCCUCCCCCCGUCCCCGGGGACCACCCAGGGGUCCCUUUCCCCACCCAGCCCCCCUCGGCCGGGGACCACCCGGGGGUCCCUUUCCCCACAGCCCCCCCACCGUCCCCCAUGGAGCACCCGACCAUCCACCAAGGGACGAUCAAAGAGCAUUUCGUCGGGAGGGAAGGAGCUCCCCAAGCCCGGGACCCCGCAGCCCCCCGCACCCGUGAGGCCGUGGGGCUCAGCCCCCUCCCCAGGGAGCAGUUGGGGGGUGCUGGGGGGGGAGGGCGAGGCAUGGGGGGAGGGGGUGGCCCAGCUCACCGGGACGGAGCGGGGAACCGGGGCGGGGUGUUGGUCAGGACCCCCCGUGCUGAUUUCAGACCCCGAGAGCCCUUCAGAGACCCCUUCCAUAGUCUCAAACGACCCCGACCCCCCUUCGGCAGGGGCGGGGCACCUUUUUUUGCCCCCAAACGCCCCUUUUUCCCCCCCAGGUACUGAAGCAGACGCCCAGCUCCUGAGCAAAGGCACCCAGAUGCUGUGCAGAGCAGCUUUCACUUGGUUUUUUUUCCUUCUUUUCCCCAUUUUUUUU